Molecule: messenger RNA, 1563 nt
Organism: Cyphellophora europaea CBS 101466
Lineage: Eukaryota; Fungi; Ascomycota; Eurotiomycetes; Chaetothyriales; Cyphellophoraceae
Exons: 1
Coding region: 1-1563 (520 amino acids)
Biological process (GO): polysaccharide biosynthetic process
Cellular component (GO): membrane
Molecular function (GO): acyltransferase activity, transferring groups other than amino-acyl groups
Source: RefSeq, a predicted model, not a curated record
AUGUACACAACGAGAUUCCAAAUGACCGUGCCACGAUGGCUACGCCAGCAGCGGCCACAAGAUGGCGAAGAGGCAGUGUCCCUCAUUGGCGACGAUAUCGAGAAGCGAGAAGAUGAUGGCCAUCGUAUUACCGCGUUGCCCGACGCCUCAGUCUACCAGCUAACACCUCGCACAGACAACUCGUCUUUCCUGAACAGAAUACUCUCCAUCGUCGGCGCCGUCGUCAACACAAUCCUGCAUGCGCUCCGACCCUCGUUCUUCGGCGCUCGUACCCCCCGCAAACUCCAUCCAACGUCCUACCUCGACGGCCUCCGCGGUUGUGCCGCCUUCAUCGUUUUCCUACACCACAGCACGCAGUCUUUCUACCGCGUGGUCCGUCCCGGCUAUGGCUCCUCCGCAAUGGCCACACACCCUCUCUCGCUCCCCAUCUUGCGCGUCCUCUUCGCUGGUGGCCCCAUGGUCAGCAUCUUCUUCGUCAUCUCCGGCUACGUGCUUUCCACCAAGCCGCUCAAGCUCGCGCGCCUGGGCCGUACGGCCGAAGUGUACGAGUGCGUCGCCAGUAGCACCUUCCGCCGCGGUCCGCGGCUCUACAUUCCCUGUUUGACCGCCACGCUUCUGAUCGCGCUGGCCGCGCAGGCGGGUCUCACUGACGUGCAAGCACCUCGCGUGUAUCUGCCCUCACCAGACGGCCUUUAUGCUCAGCUGUACAGGUGGGCCAGCGCCAGUAGCUGGUUCAUCAGCCCCUUCGCGAGCGAGCACUGGUUCGAGCCCAACACAUGGACCAUUCCCAUCGAGUUCAAGGGCUCGCUGCUCGUAUUCCUCAGCUGUAUGGGCCUCGCUAAGUCAAGCUCGAGAUUCCGCCUCGGCUUUCUGCUCUGCAUGGCCGGGUUCUGGCUCUGGCACGGCUGGUGGGAUAUGUUUCUCUUCAGCAUGGGUAUGGCGUGCGCAGACCUGCACUUUGUGCACACACCCAUCCCGUUGCCCACAGAUGGUGCCGCCGAGGGCAUGGCGAGGCCUCCGAUGAUUCGGCGGCACGGUAUUCGGACUCGGCUGCUGCACGCCUUUUCGAUCCUUCUUUGCGUGUACUUGCUCGGCUGUCCCGAAGGCGACGAGGGCGGCAGCACCACACCCGGAUAUAUCACUCUCACUACCACACUCACGCCGCCUGGCUGGGAGGGUCAUUUCGGUCCCGGCCGUUGGUGGCCAGUGCUGUCGUCUGUGCUCCUGGUCCUGACGCUUGACCAUGCGGGGCCUGAGAGUAUUUACCAGCGCGUAUUUGUGAGCAACUUUGCGCAGUGGUUGGGUGAUAUCAGCUUCGCGUUGUAUCUGUGCCACGCUGCUGUGUUGUAUAGUGUUUCAAGCCGCGCCGUGCGGUGGGGUUGUGCGAUCAUGAGUGUUGACUAUGGGACCGGGAUCAACGGGCAGGGCGGGCCGAGCUACUUUGUGGUGCUGGUUGGGGCGACGAUGAUAACCGUGCCCAUCCUUGUAUGGAUGAGCGAGGUGUUGACUGCCGUCGUUGACAAGGGGGCGGUGGAACUUGCCAGGAGAAUGAGGGCAUGGUAA